GUUUGCUAAAGAACUACUUCCCAAAUACUUCAAACACAACAAUAUUUGCAGCUUCAUACGUCAGCUCAAUAUGUAUGGGUUCAGGAAAGUGAUUGCCUUGGAGAAUGGUAUGAUUACAGCAGAGAAGAGUGCAGCCAUUGAAUUCCAGCACCCUUUCUUUAAACAAGGGAAAGCAAACCUACUGGAAAACAUCAAACGAAAGGUGUCUGCAGUGAGAGCGGAGGAUCUCCGAGUCUGUUCGGAAGAUUUACACAAAGUGCUUUCUGAAGUCCAGGAAAUGAGGGAGCAACAGAACAACAUGGAUGUCAGACUGGCUAGUAUGAGGAGGGAAAAUAAAGCCCUGUGGAAAGAAGUGGCUGUUCUAAGGCAGAAGCACAGCCAACAACAGAAGCUGCUGUCUAAGAUCCUUCAAUUUAUACUAAGUUUGAUGAGAGGAAACUACAUUGUGGGAGUCAAGAGAAAAAGAUCUCUACCAGAUGUCUCAGGUGCCUCACCUUCCAAAUUCAGCCGGCAGUAUAUUCACCUACCUGUGGAGCAUGGCAAUGCGGUGGCUAUUUCUGAACAUGAUCCAAACAGUGAAAAUGAUACAGGCAUCAUUAUUCAAGAUAUCACCAACACUGUGGAUGAUGCCACUGAUGGGCUGCUCGCUCUAGUGCAUACAAGCGGAAGUGAUGGAGAGCCCCAUACUGGUCAAGAACAGGAUCUGCCUGUCUGCGAAGCAUCACAGUCCAUUGAGUUAAGUCAUGCAGAACCAGACUGUCCAGCCCAAGUUGCUGACAAUCCCCUCGAGUCCAGUGCAGUAGGAAAUGAUGCUGUAGAGCUGCAUUCUGCACAAGUUAAUGCUCCCGAAGAUCCUGCAUCAGUGAUUGAUUCCAUCUUGAAUGAGAGCAACUCCACUACUCAAAGCGAUGCUUUUCUGGAGAGGGAAGAGAUUCAGGAUUUUCUGAAUUGUAUUGAUGCCAGCCUUGAGGAGCUCCAGGCAAUGCUGUCUGGGAAGAAAUUUAACUUUGGCUCUGAAUCCUUUAGUGAUACUUUCAAUCCUGAGCUCCCAGCCCUGGACACGAACUUGACAGAUGCUUCAUCCAAUGUGGAAAAUAUUGAGGACUUGACGGACAGCGUUGAAGAGCUAGGAACAAGUGAGCAGGAAACAGGAAACAAAGACAUGCAGCUGAUACAGUACAGGGGCAACCCUCUGCUUUCGUUAUUCGAAGAACUGCCUUCUGUUGAAGGUGCAGGGAAGAUGGAGGAUCCUAAAGAUCUUCUCCUGUCCUCACUGGAGGAGAAACCCGCUAUCUCUCUUCCCUCAAGUAGCGAAGCAGCUUCACCACUGGCAGCUCCAGCAAACCAGGCUGAAUCCCUCGAUACCUUGGAACUGUAUGAUCAGCCUCUGCUUUCAGAAGACGGAAAUGGAGAGUAUAAAUUAUUUCCCCUCCUGCUUCUCAGUCCUGUUGCUAACUUUAUAGAAGAGGCCUCUGAGAUAGAAACUGCUUGAGAACUUGCACAAAAUCUUUGUACUGUCAGCUUCCCGGUGUAAAAUAUAGAGAUGGUACAAGGUUCAGUGAGAAGCUUCUCUUCCCUUCCCCUCACCUCCCCCCGAGCCUAAUAUGCAAAGAUAAUGGAAGGUCUCUUAAAAAUGCAAAAGCAGUUCAUGCGAGAAGCUGAAAGCAAUGUCAAAACAAGAACUGCACAGCACUGAAGGCAUUUGGAAGAGGAGCAAAUGUCACCAAUAUAUUGCACUGUAAUAUGUAAAAAAUUUUAUAUUGUUGCAAAAGGAAAUCUGUAUCCUAUUGUAAAGUUGGGCUGUACUUUUUUUAACUGUCCUGUCACAUCCUAUUGACUAUUGCAACAUGGGACUUACCUGUUCUGAGUCUCUUUCAUUAGGUGGCUUGUCUCUUGUUAGAACUAGAUUUUUUUAACAUUUGAAAAGAUGGAAUAUAUUUUAUUUGUCUGCUGUUAAGAUUGUUUGCAUCUACCUAUGUCACUUUUUUCUAAUCUUAGAUUUGCCCCUAGGUAUUAAUAUAGGCAAAAUUAUUUUCUUAUGGAAAACAGUGUUUUUAACAUGGAGUAUUACUUUUUAAUAAGCUAACAACCAUCCCUUGACCAGAGUUCUUAAGUGUUCUGUUAGUUAACUGAUUUCUUGUGCACAAUGCAUGGCAGCUCCUCUGGCGUAACUUGGACAUAGCAUACGCAUGGAUCACUUGUCCUCAGUAGUUGGGGAUCUGAGAAGUCCAGAAGGUAACAGAAGUCCAGAAACUGACCUUGCGUGAGCAAAGAGCACAGUUUGACAUUUUCCUGCACCUGUUGUUACAAAACUUGAGCUCUGCCUUGGCUCACUUGGGACAAAACUGAAAGAGCCACAUGGUGAUUUUUCAUUAACUUAAAACAAUUCCUGUACACUGCUCUCUUCCACCCAUGACAUCUCCCCGUUCGUGCAGCUGCACUCAUACACUGGACCUGAUUCUGCCCUCACCUAUAUCUGAGGCUUGGUGUACUGGGAAAUCUGCACAUCUUUGGCAGAAUUUUGUCCUUAGCCGAUGUCCUCUAUUCCCAAGUCUCUUCCUAAGGGUUCUAAUUACAAGACUAUAUUUUUCUCCUGUAAAAAUAACGUGUUCAGCACCUUUAAACCCGUUCCCAUGUUGGAUAUUAAAAAACAAGGGUGGUGUCAAAAAUAUUUUUCCCCUGAGCACUGAAACAACCCUCCUGUACUCUCCUGCUGGCCACUGCCUGUGAUCAGCUGUGAUGUAGAGAGCCACAUUUAGCCGCUGGUAUAACCUAAUGCUUCUCCAUUGAUAUCCAACUUCUAACCUGCUUGUGCUCAGGCUGGAUGUGGCUCAUAGUCUUUAAAUGGACAAUAUCCUGAACCAGCAAAACAGCUGGGAGCUAGCUGGAGACAACUAAUUCGAUAAUAUGAUGCAAUUCCAUUGGAAAGAAUGGCAAUUACUGUGAAAUAACUUUACUUUGUGUUAAGUUUGUAAUUAACUUGCAUUCCCAACGCUCUAAAAUAUUCUAAAUCAUAAAAGUGCCUGCUCAAGAACCCGAGCUGUUUGAAUGAUAGGCCUAAACACAACUGUUCCAUAUUUAUUUGGACAGUGACCAAUGACGCCAGAUACAUUAUUUUCAGAUAGAGUUAAUUUGCAGCUCCAGCCUGUCGGAACCUGGUUUGUAGCUCCUUCUGUUCUCAGAGUCUUGAGUUAAAUGAGGAAGCGGCUGUUUCUAAAGUUGUGUAACUUACAAAAGGACUGGCCUAAACCAACAUUUUGAACUGUCCUCUACCUAGGUGAUGUUUCAUGUUCGUAUCUCUUUAACUGCUGGUUGUUAAGUGUGCAGGAUCCCAAGCUCUUGUUAGAAAGAGCUGAAUGGGCCAAAACCUUUCUUGGGUUUGAAAAAGCUUGCUUGGUUGGUUUUUGGUUUUUGUUCUGUUUUCACAGAUUUUUGCAAUCCUUACCUUUGGCCAAAAAUAGCAAAAUAGUACAGACCAGACCGUUCUAGUGCAAUUUCAAACUCCACAGUUCAGGAAAUGUGGAUGUUCUUGUAUCAUUUUGAUUUGAACAUCUGUACUUCCUGCUACUGAUCUCUCUUGAGAUCACCCAUCGUGAAUGUACCUUGCAUUAGCAGCGCCAAGCAUUUAUUCAAUCUGAGGGUUUAGAUCAAGUUCAUUUCUUGUUUAUUUUUUUCUCCACAUUUUUUUUCCUUGAGACUGUGCUUAGAAAGCUUGAGCCAAAAAACCUAGGUUUAAAAAUGGAAACAGAAAACGUGGACAGCUUUUUUUGUUGGUGGUGAUGAGGUCUUGGAAAUGUGUGAACUUGUGCAAGCUUCCUGGCACCAGCAUAUGCCGGAUGUGAGAAGGGUGGGUAGCAAGGGAGGACUAUGAGUUGAAGUAAUUAAAUUCUGGGAUUGUAAAAUCA
This is a messenger RNA of Emys orbicularis (European pond turtle), 3905 nucleotides long. RefSeq names its product heat shock factor protein 3-like. Lineage: Eukaryota; Metazoa; Chordata; Testudines; Emydidae. The coding region runs from base 71 to 1492 and encodes 473 amino acids. The record is from RefSeq and is a predicted model, not a curated record. Gene Ontology annotation, molecular function: sequence-specific DNA binding; DNA-binding transcription factor activity. The transcript is spliced from 12 exons. Gene Ontology annotation, biological process: regulation of DNA-templated transcription.